Molecule: messenger RNA, 825 nt
Organism: Colletotrichum navitas
Lineage: Eukaryota; Fungi; Ascomycota; Sordariomycetes; Glomerellales; Glomerellaceae
Exons: 1
Coding region: 108-557 (149 amino acids)
Source: RefSeq, a predicted model, not a curated record
ACACUCCCGGGAGAAAAAAAGUGAUUCUUUAACUGCCAAAUCUAUAAAAACCCCGUUCGUUCCGCCCCCCCCCAAAGUAAAAAAUAGCAAAAAGAAGAACCCAUUCCAUGCCCCGUUGUCAGUCAGUCCUCCAUUCUUGGCUUCCUUAUGCGCCGCCGCCAGGUGGGGGAAGCAUAUCUCAAGCCAGCAAGUACGCUCUCUUCGACGCCUCGCAGAAUCGAAUUUUGGGCAACCAAGAAUAUAUCGCGCGCGGGCCACGAUGGGGGAAAAGACGGGAAUCAACACACGACUCCCCCUUCCCGCAUAGUAACCGAAAACGAGAAGGAAUGAGACGAAAGAGAAAGAAGAAGAAUGUACCGAGAAAUCGACAAAAAAACGAUAGACCUCACCCCUCCACCGGAAGCAAAACCUGGAUUGCCUCAAACCAAAUGAGAAAGCCCAACUUGAAGAGAAAGAGGAAAAAUAGAACCGAAUGCCUUGAAGUUUUUCUUUUUGGAGCAGGGGAAAAAGCAGAAAUCCGCCUCAUAUCUUUUCGUCGUGGGUCCAAGGCGUCGUAGCAAAGCUCGUGUGCUGUUUGCUGCAUGAACGAAAAAGUGGUAGCCUCCGCCGAGCCACAUCUGUCCGAACCUGUCUGGACCAUCCCGUCCCUCAAAGAGUGACGGUUCACACCAUUGGUCGAGAGGAUAAAAGAGAGUAAAGAAGAAGAAAAAUAGCAGUCGUCGUCAUGUCAUCGUCCGAGAAGAUCGGUUCUCCGCUUUCCCCUGUCCCCGCCUCCUCUCUAGACUUAUCGGAAAUUGAUUAGGCACAUAUAAAUACAAAUGUUUU